AUAUUCAGAACCUACCUUCUAGGGCUUCAAAAUGUAGAGAGAGAAAAGGGAGAGUUUUUCGCUUCAAUCUCCCUCUCUAGACUCUGUUCCCCAGCACCUGAAGCAAAACCACCUCAACCCAUGCAUCUUCUCUGCAAUACAGCUUUCGGGUCUUCACAUUCCAAUUACAAAACUUAAACAUCUGCACAAAAAAGGUGUUAAUUUUUCAUUUGUAAGUAGUAAGCUCUUUCUUUUUCUAUUUCCUUCUUGUUUUCCAUUGAUUUUGUCAUCAGAUUCUCUUCAUACAACAAAAAGUGUCGUUACCCAAUUCGAGAUUGCUAUUUUUUUAAAAUCUUGAUUGAAUUGAAGAACAUAUAGUAUUUGUUUGGGGUGGGAGAGUUUCAUGGGGAAAUCUGGGGGUAGGAAAAAGAAAGGUGGUGUUAACCAAAACCAGGUUUCAGGAGCUAAUAACCCUAUACCAUAUGCUAAUGGUGGUGUUGAUUUGAACUCUUCAAUUUUAUUGAAAAGAGCCCAUGAGCUCAAAGAGGAAGGAAACAGGAGAUUUCAAGCCAAAGAUUAUGUGGGUGCUCUUGAACAAUAUGAUAAUGCCCUUAAACUUACCCCCAAGACACACCAGGACCGAGCUGUGUUUCAUAGCAACAGAGCGGCUUGUUUGAUGCAAAUGAAGCCCGUAGACUAUGAAACUGUGAUUUCUGAGUGUUCUAUGGCGCUUCAGGUUGAGCCCAAAUUUGCCCGGGCCUUACUUCGUAGGGCUAAGGCAUUUGAGGCUAUUGGAAAAUAUGAAAUGGCGAUGCUAGAUGUGCAGGCUCUAUUGGGUGCUGAACCAAACCACAGGGAUGCUUUGGAGAUUGGACGGCGAUUGAGGACAGCUCUCGGGCCCCAUCACGAGGCCCAGCUGGACCUCCAAAGCCGCCCUUCUCCGGCGGCUCUAGGGGCUUCUGUGGUACGUGGAGCACCGGUUUCUGGUAUUGGACCAUGUUUACCAGCAAGGCCCAUGCCAAAGAAGGCAGCAGCUUCGGCACUUGGGCCAGUUGUAUUGCCAAGUGAUAAUAAGCCGGAUAAGCCACAACUGGUUCCGCUUGCUGAAAGUGGCCCUAAGGUCAACAACCACUUACCAAAGCUUGCUUUGAAGCCUUCAAAUGGUUCUACAAAAUCCAAUGCGACUAAGGGUAACCAAAAGGAACAGGCAACUUCAUCCGUGUCCCUGGCAUUGGAGACUGCAGUUAAGUUGAGGCCACUGAAGCUUGUUUAUGAUCAUGACAUAAGGCUAGCCGAAAUGCCUGUGAAUUGCAGCUUUAGAGGGUUAAGGGAGAUUGUAAGCAAGCGCUUCCCACCUUCAAAGUCAGUUUUGAUCAAGUACAAGGAUAGUGAUGGUGAUUUAGUAACUAUAACAUGUACUAAAGAACUCAAGUUGGCAGAGUCGUCUGUUGAUGGUGUUAUUGUAGAAGAUCCUGAGACAGACAAAGUCGACUCAGUUGGGAUGUUGAGAUUGCACAUUGUUGAUGUGGGUCCGGAGCAGGAGCCACCUAUACUGGAAGAGGAGGAGGAGGAGAAGUCUCUAACUACUGAGGAGAUAAAAGGAGAUGAGAGUGGUUCACAUUCUUCUCUGGGUGAUUCUACCAUGGAAAGUGUGGAUACCGAAAUAGAUAAGCCAGCAAAGGAACCUCCCAAGGAAAAGUCUGGAGCUUUAGAGGACCCUGAGUGCAAAGAAGUGGAGAUGGACGACUGGUUGGUUGAAUUUGCUCAGUUAUUCCGGAGCCAUGUGGGUAUUGACCCAGACGCCCAUAUUGAUUUGCAUGAACUUGGGAUGGAGCUGUGUUCAGAAGCCCUUGAAGAUACAAUAACCAGUGAAGAGGCCCAAAGCCUUUUUGAUAAGGCUGCCUCAAAAUUCCAGGAGGUGGGGGCAUUGGCUUUCUUCAAUUGGGGCAAUGUACAUAUGUGUGCCGCAAGGAAACGGAUUCCCAUUGAUGACUCCGCUGAAAAAGAGUUGGUGGCAACACAGCUUCAGGCAGCUUAUGAAUGGGUGAGAGAAAAAUACUCUCUGGCCAAAGAGAAGUACGAGGAAGCAAUGAAGAUUAAACCUGAUUUUUAUGAGGGGUUACUUGCUUUGGGCCAGCAACAAUUUGAAAUGGCAAAACUUCAUUGGUCCUAUGUAGUGGCUAAGAAAGAUGAUCUCUCAAAAUGGGAUCCUAGUGAAACUAUUGGACUUUAUGACAGUGCAGAGGAGAAAAUGAAAGCUGCUACUGAGAUGUGGGAGAAGGUGGAGGAGCAGAGAGCUAUUGAGCUAAAAGAUCCAAGUGCAAACAAGAGGGAAGAAGUGAAAAGAAAGAAACAAGGAAGUGGUAACGAAGGUGAGUCCUCUGGGAACAGUGGUCGAGGAGAGAUUUCAGCUGUUGAAGCAGCAGAACAGGCAGCGAUGAUGAGAUCACAGAUACAUCUGUUUUGGGGUAACAUGCUUUUUGAGCGUUCUCAAGUUGAAUUUAAACUGGGGUUGGAUGUUUGGAAAAAGAACAUGGAUGAUGCUGUUGAGCGAUUCAAGCUUGCUGGGGCUUCUGAUGUCGACAUUGCAACCGUUUUGAAAAACCAUUGCUGUAAUGAUGAUGCAGUUCAAGGGGAUGACAAGAAAGUUGUGAAACUAAGUGAUGACGUGGCUGAUAAGGCAGAUAAAAAUGCUGACGCAAGUGAAGUAGUGGUAGAGUGAAGUUCGUUAAUGUGCUUGGCGCCUUCAGUUAGUUGGCUGUGCAUUUUCUCCUGAUUUUUGAGUUUUGAUUGGAGAGAGGCGGUGCUUUUUCUUUCAACGUAAGGCCAGGCUAUUGGAUUUUUUUCCCCUUUAAAAAUAGAAAGCCAGAAACUGUGUACUCACCCAGAAAGUACGAGCUUGAAUUUUACCUGGUCAAAGAACAUUAGUUUUGCAGUAUUUAUGAGUUUUUUAAGAGAAAUAUUAAGUGCUUGGGUGUUGGGACAAGCAUUUUGGCUUAACUUUCUAUUCUAAUUGAGGGUUGGCUUUUGCA
This is a messenger RNA of Rhododendron vialii, 3011 nucleotides long. Its product is annotated as protein CLMP1-like. Lineage: Eukaryota; Viridiplantae; Streptophyta; Magnoliopsida; Ericales; Ericaceae. The transcript is spliced from 2 exons. The coding region runs from base 383 to 2701 and encodes 772 amino acids. Gene Ontology annotation, molecular function: protein binding. The record is from RefSeq and is a predicted model, not a curated record.